Messenger RNA from Mytilinidion resinicola, 858 nucleotides. RefSeq lists its product as uncharacterized. The coding region runs from base 138 to 722 and encodes 194 amino acids. The record is from RefSeq and is a predicted model, not a curated record. The transcript has a single exon. Lineage: Eukaryota; Fungi; Ascomycota; Dothideomycetes; Mytilinidiales; Mytilinidiaceae.
UACAGCUGAGAUUUCAGCUGGGUUCUCUACAGCUGAUGUUCGGAGAGUAGCUUUCUGGCAUAUGAGUUGUUGAUCCUAGGUUGUAGUGCUGCAACCUGAGUCCCGGCGUAUAUUAGGCAUGGCUUCUGACUGCCGUGAUGGCGCUGUUGAAAGAUAUCUGGAAUACCUCGUCCAUGCCCCAAUCAUUACCCCAAUCAGACAGUAGUGAGCGACAUACUCAUAGGCCUGUGUGGCGAAAUACGAGUGCUAUAGGGCUAGUAGGCUACCCUUUAUUCGCCAUGUUCGAUCUUAUGUCUCGCGACUAUCAUCACAACUUCGGAGCCUCUUCCGCAGCGCCGUCAAGUGUGCUGGUUAUGGCGAUAUCGCUGGUUACCACUUGGGCAGUUCGAAGGCCUAUAUCACGAGAGAUUACAGGCGUAGAGUCCAUACGUUCUCAAGAUCGACUGCUAGGGACUGCUAGGUACUGCACUGCACCUGAGUUUUCUUGUACUUGCACUACACGAUCUCUGGGUUUUAGCCUGUUCGCAAAGCGCCUUACUUUCGUGGCUGUAUCUUACUCUGUUGAACGAAAUGAGUUUGGGCUAUUCAUUUGGUAUGUUACUUUCAGAGAGGCAGAAGUCUCAAGAGAGGGACGGCUAUCUGGACAUACACCAGUUUGUAGGAGCUGCAUCGUUCAGCUUUUGGCCUACAGUGUGUCUUAUGAUGUGGCUCACACACUCUGAUGAGACGAAAACCCGGGAAAAGAACCUCGAAGUAACACAGUUCAUAUGCCAGCCUACAAUACUACCGAAAUCGGGAGUUAGAUUAAGAGAUUUGGACUAAGCAGGGGCUCUAGGCUUAGCGAUAAUUCUGGUUGCA